This is a messenger RNA of Brassica napus (rape), 1506 nucleotides long. Its product is annotated as serine/threonine-protein kinase ZRK1-like. Gene Ontology annotation, biological process: protein phosphorylation; cell surface receptor signaling pathway. The transcript has a single exon. Gene Ontology annotation, cellular component: plasma membrane. Gene Ontology annotation, molecular function: ATP binding; protein serine/threonine kinase activity. NCBI's taxonomy places the organism in Eukaryota, Viridiplantae, Streptophyta, Magnoliopsida, Brassicales, Brassicaceae. The record is from RefSeq and is a predicted model, not a curated record. The coding region runs from base 351 to 1355 and encodes 334 amino acids.
AAUAGCCGUUGAUUUGUUUCUGAGUUUUUCUUCCUCUUUGUCUUGUUCAUCAAGCAAUUUAUCUUCUGAUUUCAGUACAAAUAAAACUUGACAGGAGAUCACUUCUUUCGGAGAAAAGACGAGGAUGGUUCAAACUUCAAAGGGAAAGUGUUGUCGGAACACAAGUUGAGUCAAAAGGAAGAAUAAUUGAAUAUAAAAUUCGAUAUUCUAUCAAAAUAUGUUGAUUAUUAUAUUUCCGACAAAACUUUCCCUUUGAACCAUCUUAUCUUCAUUUCUCUUGUCAAGAAAAGGAAACUGUAAGAUCUUCUCUCUCUCCCUCACAACGUUAUCAGAGUCGUCAUCAUUCAGCGAUGAAAUGCUGGAGAAGGAAGAAGGAGAAGGAUAAGGCGAGAAAAUGCUUCCUGGAAAACGGAAGCAUGUUUCUUGAGCAACUCAUCGCCGACUGUAACGGCAUAUCAAACCCUAUCCGAAUGUUCUCUUCCGACCAAAUUUCCAAGGCCACGAAUCACUUCGAUCCCAUGUGUUCUCUCCCGCAUAUUUCGUCUUACUUCACCUGGUACAAGGGGAUCAUCGAGGGCAGAUCUUACGUGAUCAAGAGAUUUAUACAUCCAUUGGUUGGAGAAGAAGAGAGAGCUUACAGCGAUAUUGCCUUGUCUGCUCGGGUAAGUAAUAAUCACAGUGGUUUCCUCAAACUCAUUGGUUCUUGUCUCGAAUUUCCUUAUCCGGUGUUGGUAUUUGAAGACCUAGAAUAUACACCUUUGAACAUUCGAGGAAGUGUUGGUUCCGAGGACGGGCCGUUGCUGCCUUGGAAUGUACGUUUGAAGAUUGCAAAGGAGGUUGCGACUGCUAUAACUUAUCUUCACACUGCUUUCCCUAGAAUCAUUCUACAUAGAGAUAUCAAGGCAGCUAAUGUUUUCUUGGAUAAGAACUGGAAGGCUAGCCUCACAGAUUUCUCUAGCGCCGUGACACUCCCUGAGGGUAAAUCGUGGGUUGAAGAGAUGGUGUUGGGAACUAUGGGAUACGUAGAUUGUUAUUAUAUGGCCACGGGCAUAGUGACAGAAUAUUCAGAUGUGUUCAGUUUUGGAAUCCUUAUGCUGGUUCUUUUGUUGGGACGACCACAACUUCUACCAGAUGGGCACUCGGAUUUUCGUACUAGUGUUCUUGAUUAUGUGAAGGAUCGGCGAGAGAGAGGAGAACCUGUUGAAUUUGGGGGUGAUUCGAAGGACAUGAGGCCUGGUCAGAUGAAUAUGUUUCUAGACCUGGCACUCAGAUGCUGCGAUGUGAGGAAUGAAGACAGGCCAAAGAUGAUCUUGGUUGCAAAAGAGAUUAAGCUUAUAGAACAAGCAUCACUCUAGGAUAGUCAGAUUUAAGAUUUGAGAUUGUGCUCAUACCUAGUUGGGUUGUGUAUUGUGUAUUGCUCUCCCAUUUCUGACCAUUAAUAUUUUGUAAGAUUUAAUUUUCUGAGUAAAACUUUCAUUCUGUUUAGAAAAGAGUUUUGAGGGUACA